Molecule: messenger RNA, 2058 nt
Organism: Mobula hypostoma (lesser devil ray)
Lineage: Eukaryota; Metazoa; Chordata; Chondrichthyes; Myliobatiformes; Myliobatidae
Product: annexin A13-like
Exons: 11
Coding region: 116-1090 (324 amino acids)
Cellular component (GO): cytoplasm
Molecular function (GO): calcium-dependent phospholipid binding; calcium ion binding
Source: RefSeq, a predicted model, not a curated record
CAAAGGCACACCCAGUCAUUGGAAAGGUUGGUUUUAUUGCAGAUUAUAUAAAAAUCGCACCACAAAUUUCUCAUAGCUCACUGAGCUGCAGAAGGUAGACAGAGACAGAAGUGAAAUGGGGAAUACUCACACAAGUGCUCAAUACCACGUGCACUUCAGCGAAGAAGAAGAUGCCAAGAGGAUCAGAAAGGCAUGCAAAGGAGUAGGAACUGAUGAAAUCACAAUUAUUAAAGUUCUUGCAAGUCGCUCAACAGAACAGAGACAGAAAAUAAAAGAGAAGUACAGAGAUCUGUACAAAAAAGAUCUUGAGAAAGUGCUUCAAGGAGAACUCAGUGGAUGCUUAGAAAAGACACUACUGGCCAUGUUAGAUUGGCCUUGCCACUUCGAUGCCAAGCUGCUGAACAAAGCAAUGAAAGGAGCUGGAACAGAUGAAGACAUCCUCAUCGAGCUUCUCUGCACAAGAGCUAACUCACAAAUCAUUGCCACAAAAGAAGCAUACAAACAAAUGUUCCCAUGUGAUCUGGAAACUGAUGUUCAAGGUGACACCAGAGGAACUCUACAGAAACUGCUGCUCUCAUUGCUCGAGGCCAACCGAGACGAGGGGUCUGAAGUCAAUGAAGGCCUGGCUGAACAAGAUGCCAAAAAACUGUUUGAGGCUGGUGAAAAACAUUGGGGUACAGAUGAGAUGGCAUUUAAUACUAUUUUAUCCAAGAGAAGCUGUAUGCAGCUAAGAGCUAUCUUCAAAGCUUAUGAAACACUCCAUGGCUCAAACAUUGAGGAGGUGAUCAAAAGAGAAGCAUCUGGUGACGUGAAGAAGGCUUACCUGACAAUUGUUCAGUGCACCAAGGACUGCCAAGCCUAUUUUGCAGAAGUGUUACAUGAAGCAAUGAAAGGUACGGGGACGGACGAGGACACGCUGAUUCGCAUCCUGGUCUCACGCUCAGAGGUUGAUCUUCCGAACAUUAAGGAGAGGUAUCAGGAGAUGUACAAGAAGCCUUUGGCUGAUGACAUCAAAUCGGAGACCUCUGGGCAUUUCCAGAAAGUUCUGCUGGCCUUAGUAAAAGAAGAAAAUGGGACAGUUGGAAUAUAAGUAGCUAUGUUGUCCUGAGCUUGUCACUAUUCAAUGGACACACCCAUGGUUUAUUUCUCGUCAUGCUAUUGUGAUAUAAUCCUUUACAAAUAAUAGUAUUGUAGCAUGAUCUCUUUUGGAAAAGGCAGACUCUCAUUGGUAAAUACUUGAAGGAGUAAAACUGCCUGAACAAGAGGGAAAUGCGGGGGAGUGGGACUAGUUUUUACAAACGAACACAGCAUCGGUGGGUGAAACCUGCUCCUUUUGUGCUGGAUCAUUUCCCAAGGAAAGAUGUCUGACAUCAUGCAAGACAAGUCAUAGUAUUCGGUAGGGUUUAGUUGUAUGGGGUUGCUGAGGGUGUGUGAGUGGAAUGCGUUGUCUGCCUGUGAGUGGGAGCUGCAUUCAGUCAUGGCUUUCAACAAUUCAAGGGUAGAAAGAGGAUUGCAGGGUAAGAGUGGAGCUGUUGAACUUUCCUCAUUGUUCUCAAAGAGAUUUGGCAUGGACUCAGGAGGAUCAAGUGGCCUAAUACUGGUCUGUGCUACAUUUGACAGUUCAUUUUGCCUGUGGCAUUGACCAGAAUGUUAGGGAACUAUCUAUUUCCAACCGUCCAUUGACAGCCUAUGAUUGUUUGGCAACCAGACUCCAAGAAGACUCAAAUCUGCUCAGUGUGCGAAAUGGGAAACAAAGUAUCAUCCUGCCAAAAGAAGUAUUCUUUGACAUCUCUACAAGUUAAGUUGAUUUUGGAAGUGCAGACCGGACAUUUUCUGGUAGAGCUAAAUGCAGAACUAGUGUUGCAUUUUUUCCCACCUUGCUCUUAGAAAUUCAGGGGCUAGAAGAUCCAGCAAACCUGGACUUGUUUUAAGAUGUAUUCAGCUUAUUGCUUCCCGAUACAUGUCAGUAUCAGCCCACUGUGAAGUCCCACUUUCUUUUACAUUACAGUGUAGUUUAUAUUUCAUUGCAAUGCAUUAUAAUUAAAAGGAAAUCUACAU